Messenger RNA from Dromaius novaehollandiae (emu), 4646 nucleotides. It is a transcript of the gene SGTB, whose product is annotated as small glutamine rich tetratricopeptide repeat co-chaperone beta. Gene Ontology annotation, cellular component: membrane; TRC complex. Gene Ontology annotation, biological process: post-translational protein targeting to endoplasmic reticulum membrane. Gene Ontology annotation, molecular function: molecular adaptor activity; protein binding. Lineage: Eukaryota; Metazoa; Chordata; Aves; Casuariiformes; Dromaiidae. The transcript has 11 exons. The coding region runs from base 213 to 1127 and encodes 304 amino acids. The record is from RefSeq and is a predicted model, not a curated record.
CCCCGCGCCGCCCCUCCACUUCCGCCGCCGCCGCCCCACGCCCUUCCCGCCGCGGCCGCGCGCGCGCCUCGCCCGCCCCCCGCCCGUCUCCCCGCCGCGGCCGCGCGCGCGCCCGCCCUCGCGCCACUUGUCUCUGCCACCCGGCGGCGGCGCUGACGGGGACGGCGCUCGCCCCUCUCACACGGACAGAGGUAAAAUUCAUCAAUUUCAGAAUGUCAUCAGUCAAACGCUUGGUUUAUGCGGUCAUCCAUUUCUUGAGAGAACAGAGUCAGAUGGAUACUUUCACUCCAGAUGAACAAGAAAGCUUGGAAGUUGCAAUUCAGUGUCUGGAGACUGUUUUUAAGAUUAACCUGGAAGAUACUCAUCUUGCACCUCCACAGCAUUUGAUAGAGAUGUUCACAAAUUCUUUUCACAAGAAUGACAUGCUGCCUCUCUCAGAUUCUUUACCAGAAGAUGUUGAGAAGGCUGACCAGCUGAAGGAUGAAGGUAACAAUCACAUGAAAGAAGAAAAUUAUGGUGCUGCAGUGGAUUGUUAUACUAGAGCUAUAGAACUGGAUCCAAACAAUGCAGUCUAUUAUUGCAACAGGGCCGCUGCUCAAAGUAAGCUCAGCAACUACAGUGAAGCAAUAAAGGAUUGUGAGAGAGCCAUAGCAAUAGAUCCAAAAUACAGCAAAGCAUAUGGGAGAAUGGGGUUGGCUCUGACCUCAGUGAAUAAAUAUGAAGAAGCAAUUACCAGUUACCAAAAAGCACUUGAUCUUGAUCCAGAAAACGACUCUUAUAAGUCAAAUUUGAAAAUAGCAGAACAGAAACUAAGAGACAUGUCCAGUCCUACUGGAACUGGACUGAGUUUUGACAUGGCAAGCUUGAUAAACAAUCCUGCCUUCAUUAGUAUGGCAGCAAGCUUAAUGCAGAAUCCUCAAGUUCAACAGCUGAUGUCGGGGAUGAUGUCAAAUGCCAUUGGUGGGCCUGCUGCAGGUGUUGGUGGCCUGUCGGAUUUGUCCAGCCUGAUCCAUGCGGGGCAGCAGUUUGCACAACAGAUACAGCAGCAGAAUCCCGAGCUCAUAGAGCAACUGAGAAAUCAUGUCCGGAGCAGAUCAUUCAGUGGCAGCACUGAAGAGCAUUCCUGACUUAAAGGAGGCAUAUAAAUGGGAAUGGUAUAUAACCCCAAAAUGCAUACCAUAGUUAGUAGCAAAAGCACUAUUGUAACUCUUCUGCUUGAAUAGAAGACAGAAAAUUCUUUGUGCGUGUUCUGCAAACGAGAAUAAAUCUGUUAAACAGAUCUAUUGCACAUAACUUGGAACAUAUCGUUUAGGUAUAGUUACUCCUCUGAAAAUUAAUACACUAGAUAGAUGGAGUGGUUUAUUAAAAUCCCAACAUACAUGUCAUUUUCAGUAUGUGCAUCAGAUUGAUCUCCAGGGCUUUUGAGUGAAGGAGUUUUGUGCUGGACUGAUAAGCUUGCAUAAUAGCUUAAGUCUAAAAUCCUAGUGUAAAAGGCAUAUUAUUCUGAUAGUGAAAAUUUUUAUGGUUGUAUUUCCUGCCAAAUGUGCUAUUGAAACAAUACGUUAAUCAGCCUUUCUGAUGUACAUCUGACAUGCCCCAUAUAACAAGCAUAAAUAAGUGUUGGAAUAUAGAGUGUAAAAAUUAAUGCUUGGAAAGCUUGUUUCUUCAAGACCUUGGCGGGGCUGAAAACAGUAACAUGAAACACUUUCCAACUUCAUUUGGCAGGAGGGAGGGAGAUGAUUGCAUACAGAGGAGUACCACAAACUGUACAGAAAGAGAAGAUACUAAUCUUAAGCAGGAUAAUGCACAGAAACCAAAAGGGAACUUGCUUGGGAAAAGGGAGGAGUGUUGAAGUUCUAGGAUUUUCUACUGCCAUGUAUACAUUUAAAUCAUUAUGGUAGCCCUGGAGGUCAGCAUUAUGGCACUAUUUGCAUAGGCAUGGCAAGCUGUAUUACAUUUUAUAUGUAUGCAGUAUUUAACAUAAGCUUAAAAUCUUUAACUGUAAUGAGCUAAAACUUGUCCCAUGACUGUACAAAUAAUUAGUAUUGAAAAUUUAUCCCAGAACUGCCUUAGAAAGAAUGAUUCUCUAUAUAAUCUCAUGUGAUGAAUCACUGGCUUAAAAAAAUUAAGAACUUUUAAAGUUUCAUUAUACACAUGUAUCUUAAGUGAUGGUUAUGUGGCCAAGUUAAAGCUUUUCCAGUCUUUGGUGUUUCUGUCUCCACCCUGGCGUUUCUUGCUUGCCUAAUCUUACUCUUUCAGAUAAUACUGCUUUCCUGUAUUUUUAUUUCUUUGCCUGUUUUUAUUCUACUUGCUGUUCACAUUGCUUUCUGCUGCAAGGUAUGUUUGUUUUCACUUCAGGGAGAUUCUCAACAUGCACAAUUUUCUUUUUGUAUAUCAAAACUAAUUUGAGGAGCCUGCUUUGAUUCCUAAGACAAAGUGACCUCUGCUGUCUGGCCAGCCUGAAAGAAGUAUGGAGAGGAAUGACAGUAGAGACUCCCAAAUGGAGAAAUACACAGAAACCCCUGGCAUCAUACAUUUUAUCUGAUUCAUCUUGCAGUCAAAAAAGAACAUACAGAGUAGAAGCAAAUGCAAAAUUUGAGGCUAAGAAGUCAGGCACUUGACUCUAAGAGAUGCUAGUUUCUGCAGCUAUUAAAACAGGAAAAAAAAUGGAACUGGAUUAAGGGGGAAAACAAGAAAAACAGGAAAUCCAUAAUAACAUCUGUUGAAUAAAGAUUUAAAUCUUAAUAAAAUGACUUAAACAACUUUAAGACACUUUAUUCAAUAGUUUGCCUAAACUAUUAAAUUCUCAUUAAAAUGCUGCUUUUUUUUACUCUCUAUAGAAAUUGCUGUAGCUGCAUUUUUGAUGCUGUAGAAAUAGUUACGCAUUUCUAAGUAACAACUGACUUCACUUAUCAUGACAAAGAAGAGACUCCCUCAACCUAAUCCUUUUUCAGAGGUAGUUCAAACUCUGUAUAUAAUCUCUUCAGGAUAACUGGUACUCGAAAAGUUAAUUCAGUUUCAGCCUGUUCAGUAACACUCAACAGACAGGUUACCCUUUAUAAGAACGAACUGUGGAGGCUGUAAGUGAGCUACAACUGUUGUAUAAACAUAGCUUGGAGGAGCAUGUUCUGUCAGGAGAGAGCAGCAGCAUGCCUAUCAAUCACACAUGCAUCCUGUUAAAUUUCAUUUUUUCCUCUUCUCAUUUAUAUUUUCAACUGCUUAAAGUGAAUUCUAACUUGGAUAAGGGGAACCAAUGAACACAGGGUGGACUGGACGGUACUUAAGCUAUCGCACUCAAUUUACCCUUGCUUUCUGAAAGUAAUCUUCAUGUAGUUAGUUAUCUUUCCGCUUCAAACCAGCAGAAGCAUCAAGAACCCCUUGAUAGUUCCUUAAGAAUUGCAAAAUAUGAGACUAAACAACUGUCUCUAGAGAUUGCUCUGUCUUCAGUAAAUAUACUUUUUCCUCCUUUGAUUGUUAUUGUUCAUAUAUACAGCCUUAUUAGCUUCACGGAUUUAUGGGAGAACUGUCCCCAAGGUAAAAUGGAAAUAUUGGUUAAUUAUGCUGCAAACUACUCUUGAGAUCAUCUUUACAAAAUGGUAAUUUCCAUUUCACAUACUAUAAUAUUGUCAAAUUUACUUUUUACUCCAGUAAAGAUUAUACGUAACCAGAAUAUUUACCACAACUUUGAUGGCAUUAGCUAACCCUUUAGGAAUGUGCUACGACUAACACAGUACUUAACUUGUAAACAUCCUGUUUUCAGUAUAUUAACAGAAAGGGCUUUAUAGCCUGAAUUAAGAAAAAAAAAGGAAAUAAAACCCUAGUAACAGUGGCUGUCAUUACAUGCUUUUCCAUCUGAAGCCAGAAACAGAGGGAUCAUUUACACUAAAAUCUAUUUUGCCUUGAAUAGGCUAGUUUGUUUCACAAAGUCAUGCAAUAUGUCUUAAUCACAGGGUGAGGAAGGAAUCUUUUCCUGUGUAAUAACUGCACCUUAUUUUGCACUAAAGUUUUUCAUUGUGGUAGAUCAAGUGGUAAACAACAAUCCAAGUGAACACUGUUUUAAUUUGAGGCCAACUGCAGUUUAUCAUUUAACUGAAUAAAUAAGCAUUUAAACCUUUUUGUAUUGUUACUGUUCUAUCAGCAAUUAAGUGUGAUAAUUGUUUAGAGAAGAAAAUGUUUUGCACUCAUGAAUUGUAAACUCCUGUAACUAGCUUGCAUGGAAAUAUAUUCUUCUAACUGUACCUAAUCAGAAAAACGUCUAAUUAAAUAUUCAGCAUAGAAAUAGUUUCAGUUGUACUUUUGGUUUUGUAAUAAUUAAAAAGUUAACUUCUCCAUAGUCAAGGGUGCAAUUGGUUUUAUUUAUAAAAACUUAUGUUAACUGUAAUUAAUUCCUAUAAUUUUUGCAUAGCAGUUUGCCUGAAAAAAUCACUCAUUCAUACUGAGAAAGAAUUUGUCUGUAACUUCUGAUGGAAACUUCCCACACUGCUUGAGGGCUACAGAUAGUCAUAAGUGAUACUGGCAAAAUGCAGUUUGCCUGCCAUUUCUGUCUCUCUCCUACCUCUUACUACCAUAUGGUUAUAUCUCCUUUAACUUGUGUCAUUUAACUUGAAAACAGAUUAUAAAUAAAGUUAUUUACAUUUUUUUGUGUG